GGGAUUGUUACAGCAGACGACGGGGGUGGUGACAGGUGACAGAUACGACGAGGAGGUUAGAAGAGAUGGUGUUAGUUCGCGUGAAUAAGUUAUUUAUUUAUGUUUGUAGAAGCAGUUGACACAUACGUGUGAAACAAAGUGGAAAUUGUUUAUUCCAUCUAUUUGACGAGUACUGCCACGUAUUUUACGAAACAACAUGGCUCGAAACACAUAUUGUGGUUUCAUUCAUUAGAUUUGGAUGAAAUCUGCUGUAUGGCUGACUUUUAACAAGAUAACUUGUUACAAUGUCUGGUAACAAUGUUGUCCUUGGACGUGGAAGUGGGAACCGAUUUGGUGCGGGUGGAACACCUUUAGCUGGGAAACGCUUGAACACAUCCAAGAAUGUUCUUCUUAAGGUGGUGAUACUUGGCAAUGGAGGAGUGGGCAAGUCAUGUUUGAUGAACCGCUUUGUUUCCAACCACUUUGAUCAGAAUUCGUUUCAUACUAUUGGAGUAGAGUUUCUUAACAAGGACCUGGAAAUUAAUGGUGAAACCUAUACAUUGCAGAUUUGGGAUACAGCUGGUCAGGAACGCUUCAAAAGCUUACGCACUCCAUUUUAUCGCGGAUCAGACGUAUGUCUCAUAACAUAUGCCGUGAAUGACCAAAAAAGUUUUAAAGAUGUAUCAAUGUGGUGCAAGGAGUUCUUGACCUAUGCUGAUGUGAAAGAAGGAUCAAACUUUCCUUUUAUUCUUGUGGGAAACAAGGCUGAUGUAGCCGAGGAAGGAAGGCAGGUCACCCAAGAAGAAGCAAGAAACUGGUGCAAAGAAAAUGGAAACCCUCCAUUUAUUGAAACAAGUGCCAAAGAUGCCAUCAAUGUAGAAUUGGCCUUUCAAAUGGCUGUUGAUCGAUGGAUGAAGUUUGAAGAAAAAAUGGACCGUCACUAUGAAAGCGAAGUUGUUGAUCUUCAAUCAGUCAAACCUCUACAAAGAGCUUCGUGCUGUAUGAAUAGGAAUUCUUCAAGGACUAAAGAGUAGCAAACCUCUAUUUUAAAAUUGUUUUCCUUCUGUUGAUGCUUUGUGAGAUCAUAGAUGCUUGUCCUUUUGAUUAUUUUUCCUUCAUCCUUAUCAUGUGCUGUUUUGAAACAGCUUUGCAUCUUCUAUUGUAUGUGCUAAUGCACAAAGUUGUGUUAUCUAUUGUUGUUUUUAUUUUUAAAGAAGAGUUUUAUUCUUUUUAUUAUGAAUUUGGUGAUGGUUGUUCUAUUUUGCACUCUGCAUAUCAAGUUUGAAAUGUUCCAAAAUGUUUUUGUGGGUAUUCUUUUCACCUCAAAGUUUUAUCCAACUGUGAUAAUAGUUACCUUUGUAUUAUUUCUGAGGCUGCUCAUUUGCUUCAAACUAUUUCUUACCUAAUCAUCAUUUGGCACUUAAAGCUUUCUCGCUUCUAUAUUCUGCUUUUGCAUUUAUGUUAUAUGAGUAUGGUUUAUUAUAAAGACCUUUCUUGUAUUUUAUACCAACAUUCAAUCAUUGGUCAAAACCAUGGUACUUCUACAAAACCGAAUCUUGUGCUUAAUUAUUACAGUUCUUUCCUUUUCUAUUCACCACUCUGUUAUCAUUCUAUUUCCCUUUCUUUUUUCCUGGGUUUGAACUGAAUUCACAAUGACACUAUUAUGUAAGAAAUAACACAAAUUCUAAAGAAUAUUUGUCAUUCCAUUUUCUGUCUUGAUUGUUGUUUGGUUUUACUUUUAAUUUUCUGUUAUGAUGGCUAGUUUAUGCUAUGGUGUUAUUUGUGCUUUGAAAGCUGGUGUUCAGAUGAAGAAGGCAGUCUCAAUUGCAAUAUCUUGUGUUGCAAUUGUUAUAUACCAAUAUUAUUAUUAUUAUUGUUGAUUAAUCUGUUGGUAAAAUUUUACUGUACCCAAUUUAAAGACAUCUGGGAUUUCUUUGGGCAAUAUUUUAUGUAGGUACCUGUGCGUGAUUAACAUUUCAACCGCUGCUACCUGGUAACUGUCUUUGUCACAAAAAUCCAUACCUUUUUAAAGAACUGUAUCUUUUGAAGACUGUGACUUUACAUUUAGUCAAUGUAUUUUACCUAUUCCAUUGCUGAAUUUUCCUUGGAUUUGUAUGUGUUUAAGGUAUUUUUUAUGUAUGGCAAGAAAAUUUUUGUUUUCUGAUAUUGCUAUUACAUACACUGUUCAAUCAUCAAAUAUGAUAUGGUUCGUCUUAUUGAAUGAAGGAGGUAGCUGUAUUCCAACUCAUGAUUAAGGUUAUAACAAUUAAAAAUUAAUACUGUAAAUCAAUUUUGAUCGUACCUAAGAAAUAUUGAUGCGCAAAAGUUUUCUGUGAUUUAUUUCAUUUGUAUUUUGUAACCUGUAAAUUUUUACAUAAACUACCUAAUCAUUAGAUAAAAGGCAAAUAAUAUUCCUGUUUAACUACUAUGAGAUUACUGGUGUAACUCUUAUUAUAAAUUGCUCAAUAUCAAAACACUCUGUUGUACAUUUUUUAAGGGGAAGCUUUUGUGAUGAUCCUGUAUUUAAAUGCUUACUAAGGUACAUGAUUCUUACAAAAAUUAUUGGUAUGAUAGGGCUUUGUUAGUUGUGAUAAUCAUCAUAUAGAUAUGUCUAGUCUUUAUUGAGAGCGUGUUCUUUUAUAUAGAACGUAUACUGUACUGAUGUUCAAGUAUUAAAUGUUCUUUUUAAAAAUUUCAAAGUUUAGAGCUUUUUUGAACUUGCUUAUUUUUUACCGGUAUCAUGGUCUUUUAUUAAAUAUAUGUAUAUAGUUGACUCUGUGAGCCAAAGUUACUUUAGCCUGAACUAAGUAGUGUUUAUCAAUGAAAGGAAGCAUUUUUGAGUCUUGCCUGAACAAUUUUCUAUGCAUUUCCAUUUGUUCAAUCUACGCUUAAAAUUUUUGCGCAGUUUUGUUGGUAAACAUAUUUCAGUAUGCCUUUUUUCUGUUAUCACCAUGUCUCAAAGCCUAUAAUUCCAUUUUGAAAUGUAUUACAAAGAUUUUGAAGCCAUGUAAAAACUUGCUUCUUUCAAAAUAAAAUUCAUUUUCUCACAAUGAA
Messenger RNA from Frankliniella occidentalis (western flower thrips), 3033 nucleotides. Its product is annotated as ras-related protein Rab-9A-like. Gene Ontology annotation, molecular function: GTPase activity; GTP binding. The transcript has 4 exons. Gene Ontology annotation, cellular component: lysosome; phagocytic vesicle; late endosome. The record is from RefSeq and is a predicted model, not a curated record. Bases 285 to 1013 code for a protein of 242 amino acids. NCBI's taxonomy places the organism in Eukaryota, Metazoa, Arthropoda, Insecta, Thysanoptera, Thripidae. Gene Ontology annotation, biological process: retrograde transport, endosome to Golgi.